AUGGCAGACCGUGUCCACCGUGUCACCAUGUUCAAGCUGCCCAACCCAGCCGACCAGCAGAAGCUCAUCGAGGCGUACAAGACUGUCGACGCAACCAACCAAAAGGACGGCAAGCCGUAUAUCCUGUCGCUGGCGGUUGGUGUAGCUCAGGAAGAUACUCGCGCCCAAGGGUACACCGUUGUCUGCAAAACCGAGUUUGCUAGCAUGGAACAUCUGAAGUACUACGACGAGACUUGCCCUGCGCACAAGAACCUCAAGGCUACCGCCAAGGAACUAGGCCUUGAAGGCAUCAUGACGGUCUUCUUUAAGCCUCAACUCAUAGGGGGCUUAGUAUAA
Molecule: messenger RNA, 336 nt
Organism: Metarhizium album ARSEF 1941
Lineage: Eukaryota; Fungi; Ascomycota; Sordariomycetes; Hypocreales; Clavicipitaceae
Product: stress responsive A/B barrel domain-containing protein
Exons: 2
Coding region: 1-336 (111 amino acids)
Source: RefSeq, a predicted model, not a curated record